UGCACUCCUGCCCUCUGCUCUACUGUACAAUACACCGUCAGAGAGCCUCGGCUCACGUGACUGUGUAUUGUAUGUACACCUUGAAAUACUUUGUAUUGUGCUCACCAAUACAGGUUUGCUUACCUGCUUAUUUACUUAACUACUUACUUACUGACUGACUGACUUACUUACUUACUUGCACACACACACACACACACACACACACACAGUCAAGUCUUGCCUCGUGUUGUCUUGUCAAAUGGUUUGGCCACAACACACGUGCCAUGCCGUGUGCCACAGUGUCUCUUACUCCCAUCCACCUCUUUGUCUUGUCCCCACAUCCCGGUGCUCACGCCGGCCACUUCAAGGCUCAACUCCCUCCCUCCCGCACUCAGCCUUGCAGGCCACGUCUCUCCUGCCCUGCUCCUCACUCGGGAAAUUUCUUUGCAGGCUGCUGGCGAGAGGAACUGCCGUCCCAAGCCCUCCACCAUGGCCGCCGCUCCGAAAGUUUGCGUCCGUCGCAUUAAGCUUAUCUGUCUCAUGGAGAACGCAGGCAAGGACGUCUUGACCUUCGUGUUGAAGCGCGGCGCGCUGAACGCCCCCGCCACGCCGCCGGGCCAGUCCCUCACUGACUACCUUGACAACCUCCCUCAAGGCUCGACAGCCAACUAUGGAAGGAUGAGUAAAAAACAAAAGAAAGCAGCAGUGAACCACACCGACCGCCGCCAAGCACAACGCUUCCCUUUAUGGGACAACUUUGAUUUGACUUUAUUGUACAAAGCAAUAAAGCUGACGUGCGAAGGCCUGGCGAGAGAUGGCGAUCCCGAAUGGGGGAACCAGAACACCCUGGAGGGAUUGGUAACGAAAAUCAAGGAUGAGCGGAAUGAACUCUUUCAUGAAGUGAAAUCUUUCAGCGAGGCAGAGUACCAGCACAAAGUCAACGAGUUAGAACACCUCUUUAUCCGAGUCCUCGCCGCAGCCAAGACCAAAUACUGCAUUCCUGACGCAGAGGUGACACCCGUGCAGGACAACGCCCGGCAGGUCACUGAUACCUUCAGAAAAACAGGAAUGGAGAAAGAAAUUUUAAAAGAUUAUUUCAGUAUCAUGCAGCAAGAAUUUCUGAGAGACAGUCAGACCCACCUCAAAACAUCCUAUGAUCGAGUGCAAACCUUUGAUCCUCUGUCCUUCCUUACCAACUCCCCAAAACACCACCAUCACAUCCAGGACAUUUUCUGCAAGAUGUCCCUCGUGGAAGGAAGAGGACACCUCCAACAGAGGCGAGACAUCGACACUUGCGACGUGCUGACGGUGACGCGCCGCGCGGGACAGAAUCCACAGCCGUCCACAUCCUCAUCGGCCACGCCGCCCACGCACGGCGCCAAGCCACAGCUCAUCCUGAUCAGGGGCGUGGCAGGAAGCGGCAAAACGACCCUGCUCACCUUCCUUGUCUCAGAGUGGCUUCAGGAGCCCGGCGCCUGCACCAUCAAACACCUGGACGAGUACGACAUCGUGGUGCGUGUCUUGUGCCGCGAUAAUGAAGGCCCAUCUCUCCAGAACUUCCUCAAAGUGAUCCUCCCAAACCAUUUUGCUGUGAUGGACGAACACCUCAUCCCCCUCCUACAACAAAGCAAAGUUCUCUUCCUGAUUGACGGCCUGGACGAACUGUCGCCAGGCAGUCCAUCACACAGCCUUGUGAAGGACAUCCUCUACAUAUCGAAAUACUCGCCAGGCUUCACACUCGUCUGCACAUCGCGUCCCGAAACAGUGCAAGACUUCCUGGCCAAAUUACCUGAUGGUUAUGAGGUGUGGGACAUGGAGAUGAAAAGUGUUAGCCAUGAACAAAGAAUUCAUUUUGUCAUGAAGCAUUACAACAGCUUCCCAGACAAGGGGGACAAAGACCCUGAGAGGCUUGAGUACCUCAUGAAACACAUUGGCUGGAAGGAUUACCUCGGCCUGCCAUUAAAUCUAUUGUUCGUGGCAACACUUUUCUACAUCGAUCAAGACAAGAUCAAGAUCACCACCACCCAGACCAGCCUGUACGUCACCAUUCGAGACUGGUGCAUAGAAAAACUGCAGGGCAGACUCACAGAUGAUCCACGAGACACAAAGACCCGCGAGGUCCUCAUCUCUAGGGUUCUACAAGAUAUAUACGACACUUCAUUGCAAGGUCUUCUACAAGACCGACUCACUCUGUCAAAACAGGAAGAGCAGAAGCUGAUUUGUUGCUGCCUUGGAAAAGGAUUACCCAGCAAGGAAGUCAUCCCAGCGUUUUUCAAUCUUCAAGACACCAGUGACAGGCUGGGGCAUCAUCAGAAGUACGCAGCCCCACACAAGAGCCUACAGGAAUUCUACGGUGCAUCAGCAAUCGUCCACAAGCUGGUGGAGGGCUCACACUCAGCAAACAUACGUCGCAUGCUUCACGACCCGCCGCCAGAACAGCUCCGGAACUUGAGGAACCUGCUGCUGCACGUGGCAGGUCUCCUCUGCCACCCUAACACACCACUUUGUGCUGCAGCCAUACAAGAGGUGGUGGACCUGCUGGCGGAGACUGGUGUGGAAGACUGUGGUGAUUGGCUGUCCAUGCUGGAGGACACUGAAGUGAACAGGACUGCCUUGGAUUGUGUUGUCAGACACAUUACAAGUUAUGAGAGGGAGUGGGUAACAAUAACAGACAGCACCAUCACCAGUGCCAGGGCCCUCCUCCCCCUCAUCCCCUCCAAGAAGGUACUGAUAAAUCUAAGCAGGAAGGAAUCAGACGUGCAGGGGCUCAUCUUUGAACACCACAAAUACAUUGAGCUGUACCUGGACCACCAAUACAAGCAUCCAGACCAAGCCACUCUCUGUGACUCCUUGCUGCGUGCCAUGCCCAGGAGUCACCUUCAGUUGUUCACGGGUCACCUAAGUGGUGCCGGCACACAGCUGCUGCAGGAGUACCGGGGCCUGGAGGUGCUCCGCCUGGCCGUGUGUGACCAAGACGCCCAAGAGGUUCUGGCCGCCAUCAGCGCCGUCCACGCGUCGCUGCCUCAGCUACACGCCCUCUGGCUACACGUCCCCGUGGGUGCCGUGAGGACACAGGCGUGCACCACACGGCUGCCUGGCUGCCCACGGGUGAUCCUCGUGUUGUCUGGCGUGGACGAGAGGCUGCUGGAGGAGGCGGCCCAGAUAGCACAGCUCCUGCAGCCCACACAGCGCCCAUACUGCAGCAUCAGGUUCCCCGGCAGCAGCAUGAAGGCAGAUGUGUGGCGGCGCUGCCUUCACAAGCUGGCCAAUGCCGGCGUCACGGUGCUUGGUGGUGCUGCUGGUGGUGGUAUUGGUGUUGGUAUUGAAGCACCGGACACCAGCCCCAUCACGGAGGAGGAGGAGAGGGAGCUGCACAUCCUUGCCACCACCACGAUGUUACAUGCCUUCAAAAGACGGCUUGAAGAGGACCUGUGGUAGGGGUUCCUGUACUCCCCGUGACGGCCAGACUCAUCGGUGCUGGAAGUGCAUCCACUCACGAGGCAAACACCUGGGCUGCAUUUAUCCUACUGCAUUGUGUGUGUACAAGUCUACAGUGUGGCGCUCUCUCUCUCUCUCUCUCUCUCUCUCUCUCUCUCUCUCUCUCUCUCUCUCUCUCUGAUGAUUCAAAUUAUAUUCUUAAGUUUGUUAGAAUUCUUAAGUCUCUCUCUCUCUCUCUCUCUCUCUCUCUCUCUCUCUCUCUCUCUCUCUCUCUCUCUCUCUCUCUCUCUCUCUCUCUCUCUCUCUCUCUCUCUCUCUGAUGAUUCAAAUUAUAUUCUUAAGUUUGUUAGAAUUCUUAAGUCUUGAUUCUCUCUCUCUCUCUCUCUCUCUCUCUCUCUCUCUCUCUCUCUCUCUCUCUCUCUCUCUCUCUCUCUGAUGAUUCAAAUUAUAUUCCUAAGUUUGUUAGAAUUCUUAAGUCUUAAUGUAGUUUCUCUCUCUCUCUCUCUCUCUCUCUCUCUCUCUCUCUCUCUCUCUCUCUCUCUCUCUGAUGAUUCAAAUUAUAUUCUUAAGUUUCUUAGAAUUCUUAAGUCUUGAUGUAGUCUCUCUCUCCCUCUCUCUUCCUCUCUCUCUCUCUCUCUCUCUCUCUCUCUCUCUCUCUCUCUCUCUCUCUCUCUCUCUCUCUCUCUCUGAUGAUUCAAAUUAUAUUCCUAAGUUUGUUAGAAUUCCUAAGUCUUGACACUCUCUCUCUCUCUCUCUCUCUCUCUCUCUCUCUCUCUCUCUCUCUCUCUCUCUCUCUCUC
Scylla paramamosain (green mud crab) is the source of this 4216-nucleotide messenger RNA. RefSeq lists its product as uncharacterized. The transcript has 6 exons. The coding region runs from base 469 to 3417 and encodes 982 amino acids. NCBI's taxonomy places the organism in Eukaryota, Metazoa, Arthropoda, Malacostraca, Decapoda, Portunidae. The record is from RefSeq and is a predicted model, not a curated record.